AUGUAUAUGAUGUAGCAGUGAUGUUUAGGCAUUCUAACCCCAAACCCAUCUGCCAGUCAUCUCUACCAUUUCACAGAGUACUGAGUGGCCCACCACCGCCUCAUGGUACCCAACAAAAAUUCUAUAAGAAUACACUCUCAGUAGUGAGCUUGGUUCUUUCUUUCUUUCUUUCAAUUGAUUUUAUAUCUCAAGCUUGGCCUUUGGAGACUCCUUUGAGAUGAUGAAUGGUUCAAAUCUGGUGGUUGAAUUGCAGGGUGGGUGUUGAGCACUAAACUAACCAUUGGGUCACUGUCUGUCAAGUGCUGAAAUCUGUGGAAAUGUCAAUACCCAAUUCAGACAUGUCUCACAAUGGAAAUAUAAGGCAUGUUGAUUCCUUAUGUAGUGUGGCAGAAAUUGAAGAAAUUGAUUUUUCAAAGUUGUUAGACCGACCAAGCCUUCUGAAUAUGGAGAGAAAAAGAUCAUUUGAUGAGAGGUCACUCAGUGAACUAUCUGUUGCGUUGUCCCCACGUCACUCAUCAAGAAAUGCUGAUAACUCUUCCAGAUUUUUUGACCAUCCUGAAUAUUUAUUUUCACCCGGUAGAAGGUCAUUCAUUGGCACCCCUAGGUCACUGACUGGCUUUGAGCCACAUCCAAUGGUUGCUGAAGCCUGGGAAACUUUGAGGCGUUCGUUGGUGUUUUUCCGUGGUCAGCCAGUUGGGACAAUUGCUGCAACAGAUACCUCUGAAGAAAAACUUAACUAUGAUCAGGUGUUUGUCAGAGACUUUGUCCCCAGUGGAUUGGCUUUUUUGAUGAAUGGUGAACCUGAAAUAGUUAAAAAUUUUAUCUUGAAGACUCUGCGUCUUCAGUCAUGGGAGAAAAAGAUUGAUAGGUUCCAUUUAUCCAGCUAUAGAAAAGUAAUGCCAGCUAGUUUCAAAGUACUCCAUGAUCCAGUCAGGAACAGUGAGACUUUAAUAGCAGAUUUUGGCGAGAGUGCGAUAGGAAGAGUUGCUCCUGUUGAUUCUGGAUUUUGGUGGAUCAUAUUGCUUCGAGCAUACACAAAAUCCACUGGAGACUCUUCAUUAGCAGAACUUCCUGAAUGCCAGAAGGGUAUGCGGCUUAUUCUAAGUUUAUGUCUAUCGGAGGGGUUCGACACAUUUCCAACCCUUCUUUGUGCUGAUGGAUGCUGCAUGAUUGAUCGUAGAAUGGGUAUCUAUGGGUACCCCAUCGAAAUUCAGGCUCUUUUCUUCAUGGCUUUAAGAUGUGCUUUGGCGUUGCUUAAGCAAGAUGAUGAGGGGAAGGAGUUUGUAGAGCGCAUAGUAAAACGCCUUCAUGCCUUGAGCUAUCACAUGAGAAGUUACUUUUGGCUAGACUUUAAGCAGUUAAAUGACAUAUAUCGAUAUAAAACUGAAGAGUACUCACAUACAGCAGUCAACAAGUUCAAUGUGAUACCAGAUUCUCUUCCAGACUGGGUCUUUGAUUUUAUGCCAACUCGUGGUGGUUACUUUAUUGGGAAUAUCAGUCCCGCCAGAAUGGAUUUCCGUUGGUUUUGCUUGGGUAAUUGUAUAGCGAUUCUUUCAUCCUUGGCAACCCCCGAACAAUCCAUGGCAAUAAUGGAUCUCAUAGAAUCACGAUGGGAAGAAUUGGCAGGAGAAAUGCCACUAAAGGUUUGUUAUCCAGCUAUAGAAAGUCAUGAAUGGCGGAUUGUAACAGGCUGUGACCCGAAAAAUACGAGAUGGAGCUACCACAACGGAGGGUCUUGGCCAGUGCUGUUAUGGCUUCUCACUGCUGCAUGCAUCAAGACUGGGCGGCCCCAGAUUGCUAGACGUGCCAUUGAACUUGCAGAGAGCAGGUUGCUGAAAGACAAUUGGCCUGAAUACUAUGAUGGGAAACUUGGCCGUUACGUUGGGAAGCAGGCCCGUAAAUUCCAGACCUGGUCAGUUGCGGGGUACUUGGUAGCAAAGAUGAUGUUGGAAGAUCCGUCUCAUUUGGGUAUGAUAGCGCUCGAGGAAGACAGACAGAUGAAGCCGGUAAUGAAGAGAUCAAAUUCAUGGACUUGCUAAAUUCAAUUAGUCAACCUACGACCUACUCGCCUGCUUUUGUGUUGGAGUUGUUACUGUUCAUUUGAAGUCUUUUGGGCAGAAGUCAGCACCAGAAUCCCUUCAUUCAAAACUGCUGGGAAAGUAGGAAUUAUCUGAAUGCUACAUCAUGGAUGAAUCUAACACUCGGUCUCAUCGGAUAAAACCAAGUUGUACUGGAUUAUUGCCCAAAUCAGUUUCCCAGGGUUUCUCAGAGUUCUCAGAUCAUGUUUCCUGAAUGGGUUAAACCAAUAUACGUUCCUGAUAAAAUGUUGUACAUGUAGAAUUCUUCUUUCUUUUUCUUAUUGGACAUGCAGAACUCUUUUUUGAAAUAUGAUUCUAGACAAAACAAAACAAGAAAUAGAA
Prunus avium (sweet cherry) is the source of this 2420-nucleotide messenger RNA. The record is from RefSeq and is a predicted model, not a curated record. NCBI's taxonomy places the organism in Eukaryota, Viridiplantae, Streptophyta, Magnoliopsida, Rosales, Rosaceae.